AUGCUUCUCUGGAUCUCGCUCUCUCUUUUAUAUGCAGUCGUUUAUGCAUUCCCGUCGCCAUUGAGGCAGCGCGAUUCGAUAACGACUCUGAGCGAUUCGGAAGUCGAGGCUUUCAAGCCCUACACUUACUACGCCAGUGCAGGUUAUUGCGAGCCAUCGACGACCUUGGCUUGGGAUUGCGGAAGUAAUUGCGAGGCUAACUCUGCUUUUGAACCCGUUGCGUCAGGCGGCGACGGCGAUUCCGUGCAAUACUGGUAUGUGGGCUAUGAUCCCGACCUCGAAACCGUCAUCGUGGCUCACCAGGGAACGGAUACGUCAAAAUUGUUGCCAAUAAUUACUGAUGCCGACUUUUUCCUGACAGAACUUGAUGCUGAUCUGUUCCCCGGCAUCAACUCCGAUAUCGAGGUCCAUAGCGGUUUCAAAGAGUCUCAGGCUGACACGGCUACUGAUGUUCUUGCGGCAGUAACAAGCGCAAUGUCGACUUACUCGACUAGCACUGUCACUGUUGUUGGCCACUCCCUUGGGGGAGCUAUCGCCCUUCUAGAUGGUGUUUAUCUCACCUUGCAACUGUCAUCUGCGUCUGUAUCCGUGAUCAGCUAUGGUAUGCCCCGAGUGGGAAACCAGGCAUUCGCUGAUUGGGUCGAUGAAUACGUCACCGUCUCGCAUGUCAACAACAAGAAGGACCCAGUGCCGAUUCUUCCCGGACGCUUCCUCGGUUUCCAUCAUUGCUCCGGUGAAAAGCAUAUCACUGAUUCCGAUGCAUGGGUCAGCUGUCCAGGGCAGGACAACGAUGAUGAUCAAUGCAUAGUUGGAGAGGUCGCUAACAUAUUAGAGGGCGAUGCGGAUGAUCAUAGUGGGCCGUACGAUGGUGUGACCAUUGGGUGCUAA
Molecule: messenger RNA, 888 nt
Organism: Guyanagaster necrorhizus
Lineage: Eukaryota; Fungi; Basidiomycota; Agaricomycetes; Agaricales; Physalacriaceae
Product: lipase
Exons: 9
Coding region: 1-888 (295 amino acids)
Biological process (GO): lipid metabolic process
Source: RefSeq, a predicted model, not a curated record